This is a messenger RNA of Brachypodium distachyon (stiff brome), 2342 nucleotides long. RefSeq names its product pentatricopeptide repeat-containing protein At1g59720, chloroplastic/mitochondrial. Bases 478 to 2133 code for a protein of 551 amino acids. The record is from RefSeq and is a predicted model, not a curated record. Gene Ontology annotation, molecular function: protein binding; RNA binding; zinc ion binding. Gene Ontology annotation, biological process: RNA modification. Lineage: Eukaryota; Viridiplantae; Streptophyta; Magnoliopsida; Poales; Poaceae. The transcript has a single exon.
GCUGCUGCAAUCUGCAUUUGUUGGGGGAAUCCGGGGUUUUGCAGGUGAAGGAAUCGUUAAUUCUUGGCAUCUGGGGCCUGUACGCAUCAAGAGUGUGCUUACUGCUUACUAAUGCUUUGGACCUGGUCGUUUCUGGGGUGCAUCCACUUGGUGUGUAAUGCGAGUAUCCAUGGGCAACAGCAGCCAGCCAUAAGCCAUUGCAUCUUCGUCGGACCAGGAGAGACGAAGCAUGUGCGGAGCUUUUUCCUGUUGGUUUGAACUUUGGAACUUGAAUAAGCUUUUUCCUGGGAUUGUUCAGGCUUGCUCGCAACGCCGGUAAUGUCUGAGAAAAUCUCACUAGGACGCAUACAAAUUUCUGAAUUCUCUUGCGACGCGCGCUGCCGUCCACACAAACCACCAUCGCCACCGUUAUCCACUCCGCCGCCCGCUAAUUAACCCGGCCAUCGCGAUGCGCGCCUCGCCGCCGCCGCCAUCGCAAUGAACCCUUCCCUUGCCGCCACGCCGCUCCCCACCACGUCCAACCGCCCAGACCCCACUUCCUCCUCCGUCCAGCUCCUCCGCUCUCUCGCGCGCUCCCGCCGAGCGCACCUGGCCCACCGCGCGCUCCUCCUCUUCCGCUCCCUCCACGCCUCCCCAUCCCCGCCGCCGCUGCACUUCUCCCUCCCGCCCGCGCUCUCCGCGGCCUCCUUCCUCGCCGCGCUCCCGGAGGGCCGCCAGCUGCACGCGCUCGCCGCCAAGCUCGCCCUCCCCGAACGCGCCCACACCGUCGUCGCCAACUCCCUCCUCCACCUCUACGCCUCCUGCGGCCUCCCGGCCGCCGCGCUCGCGCUCUUCCGACGCAUCCCCGCCAAGUCCCUCGUCUCCUGGAACACCGCCGUCGACGCGCUCGCGGGGAACGGCGACCACAUCGCCGCGCUCGACCUCUUCCGGGAGUUGCAGCUGGAAGGCGCCGCCACCGCGGGCCUCGCGCCCGACGCCUACACCGUGCAGAGCGUCCUCGGCGCGUGCGCCGGCGCCGGCGCGCUCUCGCUCGGCGUCUACGCGCACGCGCUGCUGCUGCGGGAGCUCGGCGGCGACGGGGACGGGCAGGCGGUGUCCCGCGACGUGCUCAUCAACAACUCGCUCGUCGACCUCUACGGCAAGUGCGGGGCGGUGGAGCUCGCGCGCCAGGUGUUCGAUAGGAUGCCCGAGCGGGACAUCACGUCGUGGAACGUCAUGAUCCUCACCCUGGCCAACCAUGGCCGCGUACGUGAGUCAGUAGAGCUCUUUGAUCGGAUGGCACGGGCUGAGAAAUUCGUUCCCAACGCCAUCACGUUCGUCGCCGUGCUGAGCGCUUGCAACCAUGGCGGGAUGGUGGAGGAGGGUAGAAGAUACUUCCAGAUGAUGGUGAGUGAGUACGGGAUCAGGCCGAGGAUCGAGCACUACGGGUGCAUGGUGGACAUCUUGGCACGAGCCGGGUUCAUUGAAGAGGCCCUCGAUGUCGUGUCUGGCAUGAAUUGCCGGCCUGAUGCCAUCAUCUGGAGGAGCCUGCUUGAUGCAUGCUGCAAGCAGAAUGCUGGGUUGGAGCUUAGCGAGGCCAUGGCCAAGCUGGCACUCGAUGUUCCUGAUGACGCUGUGAGCGGCGUCUACGUUCUUCUCUCACAGGUCUAUGCCUCUGCGCAACGGUGGAAUGAUGUGGGCAUGGUCCGGCGGUUGAUGAGGGAAGAGGGUCUCAAGAAGGAGCCAGGGUUCAGCUCAAUUGAAAUGGACGGCCUGGUUCAUCAGUUUGUCGCAGGCGACACGUCGCACCCUCUAACAGAGGAGAUAUACAAGAAGCUGGAUGAGAUUGAACAGAGGCUCACAUCCUCUGGAUACAAGCCGAACUUAUCAGCGGCCCCUAUGGUUGCUGGCAUCGACCAUGCCAAGGGCGCCGCACUGCGUUUACACAGCGAGCGGCUCGCCAUAUCGUUUGGUCUGCUCAAGGCGACAGACGGGGCACCUAUUCGGAUCCUGAAGAACCUAAGAGUGUGCAAAGACUGCCACACUAUCAGCAAGAUCAUAUCAGAGCUGUAUGGUGUUGAGAUCAUCGUCAGGGAUCGGAUCCGUUUUCACCAUUUCAAGGAUGGGGCUUGUUCUUGCAAAGACUACUGGUGAUUCCCGAGCCAUAAUCUGUGAUGCUAUCCAGGAGAUACCUCUUUGACGUUAGUUUCGUUAAGAGUGAAAAAGUUGUUUCGACAGUAAGUGACUGCAGUGUUCUUCGGCUGUGACAUCUUUCUUUCAUUCAUCUUUUAGGCUGUGAAUAUCAAAAUUAGCUGACCGAUCAGUUAAACAGAAUGGUGUAUGAUAUGUUAUACUAUUUCGCA